Messenger RNA from Armigeres subalbatus, 1230 nucleotides. RefSeq names its product DNA ligase 1-like. The transcript has a single exon. Gene Ontology annotation, biological process: positive regulation of transcription by RNA polymerase II. Gene Ontology annotation, cellular component: transcription factor TFIID complex. Lineage: Eukaryota; Metazoa; Arthropoda; Insecta; Diptera; Culicidae. The record is from RefSeq and is a predicted model, not a curated record. The coding region runs from base 1 to 1230 and encodes 409 amino acids. Gene Ontology annotation, molecular function: p53 binding; transcription factor binding.
AUGCAAAGUCCUGAUAAAACAGGUUUUAGUUGCGUGGCUUGUGAUCGUCCGGAUGAUGCAGAGUCCCAAAUGGUUUUUUGUGACCACUGCCAGCAGUGGUACCAUUUCGGCUGUGUUGGCGUCACAGCAGAAGUAAAGGACAUUUCCUGGUGCUGUCAAAAGUGCAGUGGAGGUGGAAGUGAUGACUCCGGUUCGUCCGAGCUGCAAGAGGAGUUGAAGAAGCUCGAAAAGGAGAAGAAGAAGCAGAAGCGGGAACUGGAAAGAGAGAAGAUUUUGCAUCGGAAGCGCCUGGAGGUCCAACAGGAAUUGUUUGAGAUGCGCCAGCAGCUGGAAAAAGAAAAACGGGACAUGGAACUGGAGUUCGAGAAGGCACAAAUGGAGAAGAAGAUCGCCGAAGAAGAAGCCCACCAGAGGAAACUGGACGAAAUGCGGAUGGAAAUGGAAGAAAAGUUGCAGCAGUUGAAGCUGAAGCGGAAAACGGAAACGGCCGAUGGAGAAAAGAAGUUGAAAGGAGCUGUCAGUGGUGUCAAAGUGGGAAGCUCGAAAAGCGGCCCAAGGAAGAUUGCGGAAUUGGAGCAUUCGAAGCUGGGGAAAAACCUCGAGAAGAAAAAGUCGGGGAACAAAAAGCCCGGAAAAGCGGAUGUAGCGAUUGCGAAAUUCAACGAUCCGAGAGGAGCCUACCGCAAACACUCGACGCCGACAGUUGCUCAGCAACUCGCACCAAAGUCGGUUGGAGAUCCAUCAACUUUGCCGGAGAGUUUUCUGAUCGGGCGCGAUGGAAAUUCGACGCCUGUCGGACGCCCAGGGGUUCCCAAACCGGAAAAGGUGAAGCGUAGCAACAAGUGGCAGAUAGCGGAAGAAGAGUCGGAAUCUGAAACGAGUUCCGAAGAAGUAGAAGAAGAAGAGUCCGCUGAAGAGGAGGAAAGCCAAGAGGAAGGAGGACUUCCCUCCGAGGAGGAAGAGAGCUCUCCGGAGGAGGAAGAAGGUUGUACGGAGGAGGAGAUUCGGAGAGUUCCGAAGAAGAGAAAAGGCAAGAGAGGUCACGUCAGAAGCAAAGAGGAGUCAGGCAAGGUCGACAAAGUCGGCAGCAAGAACCAACGAGGGCGCAGAUGUCCGCUCGUCAGUUCCUGUCCAGGAAGUUGCCAACUUUUUCUGGCAAGUUGGAAGAAUGGCCGAUGUUCGUCAGUAGCUACGAGACGUCGACGAAGGCGUGCGGCUUUUCUGACGUGA